AUGGAACAACACUUGUCACAUUUUGGUAUGUGGAAGAAUUAUACUAUAUGGACGGAACACGGUGAGGUGGAGGAAAAUAAUCCUACACUAGCGGAAUUUCGAGCAAGUUACAUUCAUGAAGUUGGGUCAUCUAGUGGUACUGCCGACCCUUCUAUAUACCCCGCUAUGAAUAUGCUACAUGAUGUUUUCCCGUAUGCUUUAAGAUAUGAAGAAGAGGCAAUUGAUGAUGAUGCCCCCAAUGUCAAUGAGCCAGUUGACAUGUCUAAUUAUGAGAAGUAUAGCAGGCUUCUCGAACAAGCCCAGACACCAGUGUAUGACGACUGUCCAGUUUCAAUUUUGAGUGUCAUCAUGUCACAAAUGCAUUUGAAAGUAAAGCACAGAACGAGUAAUGGACAUUAUGGAGACUAUUCAAAGUUUAUCAAAACUUUGCUUCCUCCUAUAAAUAGACUUCCUGAGAGUCAUUAUAAGACAAAAAAGAUCUUGGGCGACCUCGGCCUUGAUUAUGUGAAGAUCCAUGCCUGUAAGAAUAAUUGCGUGCUGUUUUACGGAGAUUACAAGGAUGCUAUCUACUGUCCCAUUUGCAAUGGGUCGAGGUAUGAUGAGGAUGCUUCUUCAGAUAAAGGGAAACCUGUUCCUGUGAAGGUUCUUCAUUAUUUCCCGUUAACUCCGAGAUUGCAGCGUCUGUACAUGUCAUCAGAGACUGCAGAGGAGAUGAGAUGGCACGGUCUUCCUAGGGAAGAUGACGGUGUUUUGAGACACCCCUCAGAUGGGGAGGCUUGGAAAUCUUUUGACGCAUCAUUUCCUGAUUUUGCGGAAGACGUUCGAAAUGUAAGGCUCGGACUAGCAACAGACGGGUUCAAUCCUAGCGGCAAUAUGACUCUGUCUCAUAGCAUUUGGCCUGUUAUUUUAAUGUCGUACAACUUACCACCGUGGAUGUGUAUGAAGAAGGAAUAUAAUUUUCUGGCAUUGUUAAUUCCAGGUCCCAAUUCUCCGGGAAAGUGUCUAGAUGUGUAUUUGAGACCGUUGAUUGAUGAGCUAAAAGAAUUAUGGGAAAAUGGAAUCCCCACUUUUGACAGACAUAGUAAAACUUCAUUUAGGAUGAGAGCAGUCGUGAUGUAG
This is a messenger RNA of Fragaria vesca subsp. vesca, 1119 nucleotides long. RefSeq lists its product as uncharacterized. The record is from RefSeq and is a predicted model, not a curated record. The transcript has a single exon. Lineage: Eukaryota; Viridiplantae; Streptophyta; Magnoliopsida; Rosales; Rosaceae. The coding region runs from base 1 to 1119 and encodes 372 amino acids.